Camelina sativa (false flax) is the source of this 574-nucleotide messenger RNA. The record is from RefSeq and is a predicted model, not a curated record. Lineage: Eukaryota; Viridiplantae; Streptophyta; Magnoliopsida; Brassicales; Brassicaceae.
GUUGGUAUAGUAGAAGAACCAGACAAAGCGGUUCUAACACAAGCAUGGAAAUCAUGGAUAGAAGAGCACAUUAAAGAAACCGGAAAAGUCCCGCCGGGGAAUAAGUCAGGGAACAACACAUUUGUCAAACAGACUCCUAGAAAGAAAUCAGAUAUCCGUCUCACUCCAGGUCGCCAUGUUGAGCUCACUGUUCCGUUAGAGGAACUGAUUGAUCGUUUAGUGAAAGAGAGCAAAGUGGUAGCUUUCAUAAAAGGAUCAAGAAGUGCUCCUCAAUGUGGAUUCUCACAGAGAGUAGUUGGGAUUCUUGAAAGCCAAGGAGUCGAUUAUGAAACGGUUGAUGUUCUUGACGACGAGUUUAAUCCUGGGCUAAGGGAGAAGCUGAAGAACUACAGCAAUUGGCCAACGUUUCCACAGAUAUUUGUGAAAGGAGAACUUGUAGGAGGUUGUGAUAUAUUGACCUCAAUGUAUGAAAAUGGUGAACUUGGCAACGUCUUGAAUUAGUUGUGAUAUUUGUGUAACUUCAAACAUUCAUAAUUGGGAAUCCUAAUAAACACGCUUGAAUUCUCUUCCAUUU